GUCAGCUUACAAAUCUGAAGGAAUGCCCAGGAUGCCAUUCAUUUGACAAGAAAGCACAAGCAACACUGAAGUGGAAGAGUUUGCGUUCCCAGCAGCGUAUGAUGUAUCAGCCUACAAUACUGGGUAGAAGGACAAGUUCACUGAGACCAUGGAUGACAGCCCUUAUUGUCAUAGCUGUUGUGUUGGUUCUAGCAAUAAUCAUCGGUCUCCUUGUUUAUUUUUUGGCAUUUGAUCAGAAAUUUUACUAUUACCAAACCUCGUUCCCGAUCCCCAGUAUUGAAUAUAAUCCUGACUUUUCAGUUGAACACUCAAAAAUGAGACGAGACAUGAAACAAAAAGUCAGUGAUGAGAUAGAUAAGAUAUUUCGAAGAUCCAGUUUAAAUCAUCAUUACAUCAAGUCUCAUGUUGUUGACUUUAGGUCAAGUCAUGAUGGUUUGAAAACAGAUGUAUUGCUUAAGUUUCAGUUUGCUUCUAACAAUGCAGACACGAUAAAAAGGCAAGCUGACAAAAUAUUGCAUCAGAAGUUGAAAUUAAAUGAAAGCUUCUUGAAGAUAGAUACUUCAUUACCUUAUCUUAGAGAUAUGAAUGAAGCACAAGCAGAGCACAUUCUGAACAGCUGUUGUGGAAGAGGGAAGGAGUUUCCUUCCAUGGAAAGAAUUGCUGAGGGUUAUCCUGCAAAAAAAGCUGAUUGGCCAUGGCAAGCCAGCCUGCAAAUAGAUGGCAUUCAUUUCUGUGGAGCUUCUUUGAUCAGUGAGGAGUGGCUCCUGACUGCUGCUCAUUGCUUUGAUAUUUACAAAAACCCCAAACUCUGGACGGCUAGUUUUGGAACAACUCUCAGCCCUCCAUUGAUGAGAAGAAAGAUACAAUCAAUUAUCAUUCACGAAAACUAUGCUGCCCAUAAUCAUGACGAUGACAUCGCUGUGGUGAAGCUCUCCACCCCAGUCCUAUUUUCCAGUGAUGUGGGCAGAGUCUGCCUCCCAGAUGCUACUUUUGAAGUCUUGUCUCAGAGUCCAGUGUUUGUCACUGGAUGGGGAGCAUUAAAAGCUAAUGGUCCCUUUCCCAAUGCUCUGCGACAAGUCGAAGUAGAGAUCAUAAGUAACGAUAUAUGUAAUCAAGUUCAUGUAUAUGGUGGUGCCGUAUCAUCAGGAAUGAUAUGUGCUGGAUUUUUAACAGGAAAACGAGAUGCCUGUGAGGGUGAUUCUGGAGGACCUCUUGUUAUAGCUCGUGAUAGAAGCAUCUGGUAUCUUAUUGGAAUAGUAAGCUGGGGAAUAGACUGUGGAAAAAAGAACAAGCCUGGACUUUACACCAGAGUAACUCGUUAUCGGGACUGGAUUAAAUCUAAAACCAACAUCUAAUGCAACAAUCACCUCUACAUCCGCAGUGUAAAUGAGGUCUCUAGGAAAUUGUGUUUAGUAUGUGUUGCCAUGUAUACUGUCAUUGAGUUCAAGAUGCAAAUAAGCGUAAUCUGACAACACGCCUCUUAAACAUGAGAAAAGCAGACAUUCUUUUACAUCAUUUGAAGUGUUUUGCUAACCAUGAGCGUACAAGAUACUGUCAACUCCACAAAUAUCUGCCCACUGCUGCUAAGUGUCUCUCAUUAUCUCCUUGCUCAUCUUCCUGUUCCUACUACAUACUUCUUUUUUUAGAAUAAUCCCAUUUAAUCAGACAAAUACCCACUGGCUAAACAUUCUCUAUUUUUCUCCCUGACGGGGCAUGUUACCCUUCCCUGACUCCACAGUUUUUAACUUCUCCACUAAAUAAUCCUCAUUAAGAAUCUGUAGGCUCAUGGUACUAGACAAAUCAAGGUAAUUCGUUUUGGCAAAUGCUAACACAAAUGUGGUGGGGCACUAGAUGGGAACCUGGGACUUACAAGAUGGCACUACUAUGAGUCCUUCCCUUUAGUCCUCAGAUGCACACGUACCUCUCUUUGAAACAUGAAGAACAUUGACUUUUACAUUUACACCCAAUAGUACAGAUUUUAAACUCUUUAAACUACUACCUAAUAUAUACCUUGAAACAAUGAAUACAUCUGUAGACCAGACAGCAAAACUGGAAACAAUGCCUAGCACAGGGUUCUGUUCGACGCUACCCCAAAAUGCUUUUUUGAUAUUUAGGGGAAAAAAAAAACAAAAUUUCUUGUCCUUAUUGUUAGGUGGAAAUAAGAAGAGAAAAAGGACUCCUCGAGAAGGAGCUACUUUCCAUCUCUAAAAAUGAGAGAAGUUCCAAACCUAAUGUAAAUUUACUUUCCACUUCUGUUUUAUUAUAUCUUAAUGCAUUUUAUUUUCUAAAUGGUUUUAUUUUCAAACAACUUCAGAACAUGUAAGGAACCCACAGAAUUAGAAAUCAGUAUAAAUUACAUAUUUGUAAAUAACUUGAGAAGCCAGUAUAAAAUUAGACAUCCACAAACAAUUUGAUACAAGAUUUUGAAAAAGACCUUAUUGUCUAAUAUUUAAAUUUCCUAUUAAGAAAGUGCUGGCAUUCUUUGACGUAUGGUAUUUUUAGAGAAUAUUCAAAUAAUUUAGAAAGUCUCUGGAGAGAUUUAACUUGUAUGAUAAAACAGUCAUUUUCAUAUGUAUUUAAGUGUAUAUUUUGUGACACUGUAUAUGACUAUGGACUAGUAUGGAACAAAACUCAAACCUCUUCUGUGCUUCUAAAUCCUUGCUCCCCCCUCUCCAUCAUGAUUAAUUUGGCUAAUGAAAUAACUGCUGCGCUAAGAUUUUCUUCUGAGUUUUAUAUCAGCUGAGAGUCUCUCUUGUCCCACAUACAUAAUAUUAUAUUGUAUACAUUAAAAUAUAUUUAUAAUAAUAAACUCAAACUAAUUUUCUUUGAAUCAUGACUAUAUUGCAUUAUACUUUUUCAACUUUUGCCCUACUGACAUUAGUCAAAGAUAAUUCUUUAUUGUGAGGGAAUGUGGCAGCUAUCCUGUGAAUCAUAGAAUAUUUAGCUACAUUCCUUACGGCUAUACACUGUGCCAGUAGUAAUCCCCACCAAGUUGUAACAACCAUAAACGUAUCCAGAUAUUGUCAAAUGUCUACCAGGGGGGCAAAAUCACCCCCUAAGAACCACUGCCAUUGUAUCAACAGAGGAAAAAAUCAUUAUUAAAAACCUU
Canis lupus familiaris (dog) is the source of this 3109-nucleotide messenger RNA. It is a transcript of the gene TMPRSS11G, whose product is annotated as transmembrane protease serine 11G-like. Gene Ontology annotation, biological process: proteolysis. The transcript is spliced from 10 exons. Gene Ontology annotation, molecular function: serine-type endopeptidase activity. NCBI's taxonomy places the organism in Eukaryota, Metazoa, Chordata, Mammalia, Carnivora, Canidae. Gene Ontology annotation, cellular component: plasma membrane; extracellular region. The coding region runs from base 99 to 1355 and encodes 418 amino acids. The record is from RefSeq and is a predicted model, not a curated record.